CAUAUUGUCGUACUCAGAACAUCGCAUUUUCCUGUUUCUGACCCAUAACAAUUGCAGAUAAACAUCGAUAAUUAACCAUCUGAACUCUAAUUGUGAAUGUAUAUCGUUAUCAGUGUUGCCUCGACAGUUUUGGGCCUCAAGCAGAAGAAAAAUUAUGCCUAGUACGACAAUAUGGUAACGCUGGUUGUGAACUUGCGAGCGACGAUGCGAGUCAGUGCUCCGUCCACCACCAUCGAGGCAGGAUGUACGGCGGUGCUCUCCCUCCUCCUCCACCUCCUGAGUAUUCCUGGCGGGCAGCGAUGAGCAAGCAGAAGAGACGCAACGCCUUCUUCUUCUACUUCAUGAUGGCCAAGAAACCCGAAGUGGAGAAGCGGCUCAAGAGAAAGGUGGAGAUGGCCAAGCUGGUGACGGCGGAGUGGCAGGCACUCCCAGAGGAACAGUGGAAGAAGUACCAGCUGAUGACCGGGGAAAGCAGGGAGAGGCUGGAUUGCCGAGGGGUGACGCUGCGCUGCCUUGACGAGGCUGCCCAGGAGAAAAAGCACCAGGCCGAGGAGAUGAAGAGGGACACUGUCGACUUGGUGGACAUUAUGUGUGUGUGUGUGUGUGUGUGUGUGUGUGUGUGUGUGUGUGUGUGUGUAUCACAACCUAGUUCAGACCUCACCAAAGCAUGCAUUGUGUUCAAGUGAUCUCAUACAAGCAAGCAUAUUAACCCGGCAGCAGCGACGGGUCAAAUUUGUGCCAUGAUAUAAUUAUACCUCCCAAAAUAGAUGAUGCAUAAACUGAUCACAAAUGCUUUGAUAUAUAUUAUGAAAUGGUUUGUGUGAGGGGUGAUUUUUUCUCAUUUUUCUCGCUCAGAGGGACCAUUAAGAAACAUGAUCCACCACCGCCUGGUUAAUAUGUGCCGCCGACGAUCUGUUCAGCAGGAUGCAGCGUGCUCUGAGGCGACCCCGGGCAGGAGGCAACAUGUGACCUCGUGCGCCAAACCUUUGACCUCUAUUCAGAAGCAGUAAGUAGCGGGCUUUUUUUAUUUUUUUUUAUGCCCUGGAACUGUCUCCUUAGCUGUAAAAAAAAAAAAAAAAUACUGACUCAUUGCCGUCCUGGGGUGAACAGACUGUGAUCCAGGUGAACGUAUUACUCGGGUAGCUUAUUCACUGAGGCGUGUGUUGCCGGCGAGAAAAUGAGUCAUCCUCACUCUGCUCCGAGUCUAUUAUGGAACAUUAUCUCUCUCUCUCUCUCUCUCUCUCUCUCUCUCUCUCUCUCUCUCUCUCUCUCUCUCUCGGCCCACAUUUCGACCGCCACACACAUUUGACCAGGCUUUUCUAGGAGUUGUGGGCAUUUCCAGGGGUAGCUUUGUGACCCUUCCUCUGUACUGUGAACCUAAGAAAACACACAUUUGACCAGGCUUUCCUAGAAGUUGUGGGCAUUUCCAGGGGUAGUUUUGUGACCCUUCCUCUGUACUGUGAACCUAAAGAAACACACAUAUGACCAGGCUUUCCUAGGAGUUGUGGGCAUUUCCAGGGAUAGUUUUGUGACCCUUCCUCUGUACUGUGAACCUAAAGAAACACACAUAUGACCAGGCUCUCCUAGGAGUUAUGGGCAUUUCCAGGGGUAGUUUUGUGACCCUUCCUCUGUACUGUGAACCUAAGAAAACACACAUUUGACAAGGCUUUCCUAGAAGUUGUGGGCGUUUCCAAGGGUAGUUUUGUGACCCUUCCUCUGUACUGUGAACCUAAAGAAACACACAUGACCAGGCUUUCCUAGGAGUUGUGGGCAUUUCCAAGGGUAGUUUUGUGACCCUUCCUCUGUACUGUGAGCCUAAGAAAACACACAUUUGACAAGGCUUUCCUAGGAGUUGUGGGCAUUUCCAGGGGUAGUUUUGUGACCCUUCCUCUGUACUGUGAACGUAAAGAAACACACAUAUGACCAGGCUUUCCUAGGAGUUGUGGGCAUUUCCAGGGGUAGUUUUUGACCCUUCCUCUGUACUGUGAAACUAAAGAAACACACAUAUGACCAGGCUUUCCUAGGAGUUAUGGGCAUUUCCAGGGGU
Eriocheir sinensis (Chinese mitten crab) is the source of this 2047-nucleotide messenger RNA. RefSeq lists its product as uncharacterized. Bases 243 to 686 code for a protein of 147 amino acids. The record is from RefSeq and is a predicted model, not a curated record. The transcript is spliced from 2 exons. Lineage: Eukaryota; Metazoa; Arthropoda; Malacostraca; Decapoda; Varunidae.